UCCGCGCCCAGGAUUCGAACCAACGAAACACUGGGCCGCCUGCAGCGGAGCGCGCAAACUUAACCACUGGGCCACGGCGCCAGCCCCCGAAACUUUUAAUUCUAUAAUAUAGAAGCUAACCUUCUUCCGACUAGGGACUGUGCCUUACAGCUGUCAACUCCUUUUCCCCUGGGGAUCAAAUAUUCCUUACUGAAGAGAGAAAAGGCUGGACCCUUCUAUCGCUAAUGCCCCCUCCUCAUUUGGGUAGACUUGUUUGAGGGUGUCUGUCCAGCUUAAGCCCCGACAGGGCCUGUGUUUGGGCUAAGUGAUCCUGCCCACAUGGUAUCCACAGCUAAUUAGAGUUAGGUGGAAAAUUGAACAAGGGGCAAUCAGUCGUUUUCCAUGUCUUAAGAAUAUGCUCCAGGACGUAGAUGCUGUAAGUGGAGGUGCCAGGCUCUGCAGCAGAAGGAUCAGGUGACGUUCACUACAACGGCAAGACUCAUGAGCGAGCUCAAGUUCUGGCAGAGAGACCAGGAAAUAGGGAGAGCAUGGUGUAUUGAGCUGUCUCCCAGAUGGUUUUCAGGAGGCCUGGUUGGACUUGGGUUCUUGGAUCAGCAAGAUUAUCUAUUACAGCCUCACAGUAGACCUCACGAUCAAGUUUGUUUGAGUGGGUUUCUACCCCUUACAGUCUCUGACUAAGACAUUAGCUGAGUUAGAGCCUUCCUUUUUCCUCAUGAGCCCAGGGAACAGAAACAGUCUCCAUCAUCGAUAACAGAGGCCGUGUAUCGCCCCACACACUGCUCUUGGUAUUGGGGGUAGAAAUCAGAGAAAGACACGAGGCCUUUCUUCAGGAGUUCAUCUGCUCUGGGACAGCUGUGGUGUCCGCUGUACGUGAGAGCGUUGUGUGAACACACAGCAUUGUUAGCUGCUCUGAGCAGCACCUUCAGUGUGACCCUGGAGAAUCAUCUCUUUCCCUCUGGUCCAUCCAUCCACUGAAGGCUGUCUCUUAUUCUUCCUUAUCCUCCUUAUACUGGAAAAAAUAAAAUACUUAUCCUAAGUCUGGUCAUAGUCUGUUUGUCAUCUUCCUCCUCAUCUUCCUGUUUAACUGUACCCCCAUCACAAAAAUGUACAAACCUUUUAACUGAAUUAUAGUGUGUUCAAGGCAUUGGUCAUACUCGAGCUACACCUUUUCUCCUUCCUUCCUCCCUCACCUUGACUCCUCCUGCUUCCCUGUCCCAUCCCAUCCUUCCCUUUUCACCUUAAGGAGCUAUAUUCAAAGUGCCAGAUGGCAAUGAAGAGAGUGAGGAAAAAGUAUAGUCCUUUCACUAAGGGUUCCGUAUACUGUUGAUGUGGAAAACGAGAUGGAUAAUACUUGGCAACAUUGGGAAACAUUUUCUUCAAAAAUCUUUAAAUAUUUCACUGAAACUUAAAAAAAAGUUUUUAUGUAAAACUAAGGCAAAAGGUGAAGUAAAAUGAGAAGAAUCCACCCAGAAUGCUCAAAGAGAUCUUAAUCUAUAAGGCAGGAAAUAGGAAGGGCAACACAAGUAUGCUGUCUUCAUUAGAGUUGUUCCUUUUAGUUUGAAUUUUUGGUUAUAUUUUCCUAGGUGUAUUUUUGAUUGUUGAUGUUGUGUUUAUAUUUCUUGGCCACGCCCCAGUCACCUUUUAGGUGUGUUAUUGGAUGGACUCCCCCGCCCAAACAAAAAAUAAAGUUUCCUCAAAUGAUCCCUGAAGUGUCAUUAGAGUGGGAAGACAGAACAUUCUAGGCUUGGUACUCCAAAACCUAGAAUCUAAUUCUGUUUCUACCACUAACUCUGUCCCUUAUCCUAUCUGUGCCACCAUUUCCUUCUCUGUCCAGAGAGGUCGUUUGAAUUAGUGACUUUUAAGGUUCCUUUUACCAAAAUCUUGUGAUUUCUUGAAAAUGUUGUUUGCUGGAGUCACCUACACAGUUGGGAAUGAGGAACUAACAGCAACCACCCUCAGAGAUCUGGAUGCAGAUUAUUGAACUUUCUUAGAUAGGCCAUUGGGUUGUCAUUCACACACUUCUCUGAGGUUUUCAGAACAGGAAAAUAGGUGGGGUUAACUUUGCCCGUGAGAAACGCAUUGGGUGAGCUAUGAUUUCAGUUGAAAGAUGUGUUUUUGUGACGGGUGCACCGCUGAAGAACUCAGGACUGUUUUGUACACUCCCUGCAGAGGUGUAGCCAUGAUUCUUUCCACCUGAUGCCUGUGGAAGUGGCUCUCCGUUUAUUCACUCACCUGGAAGACGUGUGAUGCUGUGAAUGGAAAGUGACCAUGAAUCUAAUGAUCAUUGCUACCUGCUUUGGAAUAAUACCAUCCAGUCGAUUUUCUGUUGCUGCUGUUGCUGUUCCGUGCAGAAGCGGCAAGUGAGAACACAAAUAAGCCUAAGUAAAGAUGAAGAACUUUCAGAAAAAUGUCCUCAGCGUCGCAGGCCGUGGUUCAGCGAAUUGUCAAGUAAGAAGCAAUCCGACAGGGGCCGCGUGCAACCGUCAAAACGCAAGCCGCUGCCUCCCCUCCCACUCUCUGAGGUUGCUGAAGAGAAGAUCCAAGUGAAAGCUCUGUAUGAUUUUCUGCCCAGAGAGCCCUGUGAUUUAGCAUUAAAGAGAGCAGAGGAAUACCUGAUAUUGGAGAAGUACAAUCCUCACUGGUGGAAGGCAAGAGACCGUUUGGGGAAUGAAGGCUUAAUCCCAAGCAACUACGUGACUGAAAACAAAUUAACCAAUUUAGAAAUAUAUGAGUGGUACCAUAGAAACAUUACCAGAAAUCAGGCAGAACAUCUUUUGAGACAAGAGGCUAAAGAAGGAGCAUUCAUUGUCAGAGAUUCAAGGCAUUUGGGAUCCUACACAAUUUCUGUGUUUAUAAGAGCUAGAAGAAGUAUGGAGGCUACCAUCAAACAUUAUCAGAUUAAAAGGAAUGACUCUGGACAGUGGUACGUGGCUGAAAGGCACCUCUUUGAAUCAAUCCCUGAUUUGAUCUGGUAUCACCAGCACAAUGCAGCCGGUCUCAUGACGCGUCUCCGCUACCCAGUUGGGCUGAUGGGCAAUUGUUUGCCAGCCACGGCUGGUUUCAGCUAUGAAAAGUGGGAGAUCGAUCCAUCUGAGUUGGCUUUUGUAGAGGAGAUUGGAAGUGGUCAGUUUGGGGUGGUGCAUUUAGGCAAGUGGCGAUCACACAUCCAGGUAGCCAUCAAGGCCAUCAAUGAAGGCUCCAUGUCUGAAGAGGAUUUCAUCGAAGAGGCCAAAGUGAUGACGAAAUUAUCUCAUUCAAGGCUAGUUCAGCUUUAUGGCGUAUGUACACAGCAGAAGCCUCUUUACAUUGUGACAGAAUUUAUGGAAAAUGGCUGCCUGCUUAACUACCUCAGAGAGAGAAAAGGCAAGCUUAGGAAGGAAAUGCUACUGAGUGUGUGCCAGGAUAUAUGUGAAGGAAUGGAGUAUCUGGAGAGAAACUGCUUUAUUCACAGGGAUUUAGCAGCAAGGAAUUGUUUGGUCAGUUCUACAAGUGUAGUAAAAAUUUCGGACUUUGGAAUGACAAGGUAUGUUUUGGAUGAUGAAUAUAUCUGUUCUUCUGGAGCCAAGUUCCCAGUCAAGUGGUCCCCUCCUGAAGUUUUCCAUUUCAACAAGUACAGCAGCAAAUCUGAUGUCUGGUCAUUCGGAGUCUUAAUGUGGGAAGUUUUUACAGAAGGAAAAAUGCCUUUUGAAAAUAAGUCAAAUUUGCAAGUUGUGGAAGCCAUUUCUAAUGGCUUCAGACUAUACCGCCCUCGCCUGGCACCAAUGUCCGUAUACGAAGUCAUGUACAGCUGCUGGCAUGAGAAACCCAAAGGCCGCCCUACGUUCACUGAGCUGCUGCAGGUUCUCACAGAGAUUGCAGAAACCUGGUGACCUGAAUGGAAUGGCACCCCAGAGGAUCAUCUUGCAAAACUGUCACAAAAGGAAAUCCUGUGUAGGGUCACCGAUAGUGACUAUCUUCCUUUAGAGUUGCUGACGCUUGGAAACAGCGCAAAGAUCACAGGCUUUUCAAACUUUUUAAAAUUUAAGAAUAUUCUGACAGUUUUUCUACCUGUAUAUUUGAGAGGAACUUCUGAACUCUGAUUUUUCUGUGAUAUUCUUCAUGUCCCAUAUGUGAAGAAGGAAAAAAUGCUCUGUAGCAGUCUUCAUAGUGGCUCUCUUCACGAGAAUAGCCCUGAGAGCCCCUGAGGGUAUGCGACAACCUGACCCUUUCCAGGGCUGAGGACAUUUCUUUCCUGAAGGGGAGUGACAUUCUGAGUGACAUUUCCUGAAGGGGAGUGUUCCAUGCACAGAAGAUGAAAAGGAAUUCUGCCAACUCAUGGAAUAAAGGAGACUCCUCUGUAGAAUUUCAUGCCUUUGAGCUGUACAGAUCUUUACAGAAAAUGCACCUUAACAAACGACAUGAAUGUGAGCAUUCUGGAACUGUCUUUUACAGUCUUCCCCAUGUUAUUUAAGAAAUUGUUUUUGUACAUAUCUCAUUAGUUUGCAGACAGUUUCUUGUAUUCCAGUUUUAAACACUGUUUUAGGACAUAAUCAAAGUUCUUCUUUGAAUAGGUCCUGGUGACAUUUCUAUUUCUAGUGAUAUCCAUUGUCAGGGACAAUUCAGAACCUGAGUCUCAAUUCUGAGAUUUCACACUUUGUACACGUGAAAUUGGACAAUUUAAGAAACCUUAUUUUGUCAUAAAAAGUACCUCCUGUUUAUUUCUAGAGGAUGAGUUGGUCUUUCCACAAGAACAAGAGGAAGCAAAAACAAGAUGUCCAAAUGUUACAUAAAGCUCUGUUAUUUCCGUAGUCCAGGGUUUUGAAUUCAAGGUGAAAUAACUAGUAAUCAUAAUUAAAUCUUAAUUUCUCAUGCACUGUUUGUAGGAAUGAUUGGAAAUUGAUCUUUAUCAUUCUGAGUGCUUCAGAAGUACCACAGGAGGAAGGGUGCUGCAGAAAGCACCAGCGUCAUCGCCAUGGAGUUUAACAACAAAUGGGAGCCUACUGUUUGUAUAUUGUCCCACUCUGCAUCAUGGUCCUGGGGGAACAUGUUUUAUGAUUCUCAUUAGAUUCUAAGUUGCUGGCCAUCAGUGGUUGUAACUUUUAAAUCAUAUUUCCCCACUCCAAGAAUGAUAUCUUUGGAUAUCAAUGGUAUUCAAUAAAUGUGCAUUAAAAUAAUGAGCAUCAGGCA
This is a messenger RNA of Equus caballus (horse), 5166 nucleotides long. RefSeq names its product TXK tyrosine kinase (gene TXK). Gene Ontology annotation, cellular component: plasma membrane. Gene Ontology annotation, biological process: T cell receptor signaling pathway; adaptive immune response; protein phosphorylation. Lineage: Eukaryota; Metazoa; Chordata; Mammalia; Perissodactyla; Equidae. Gene Ontology annotation, molecular function: non-membrane spanning protein tyrosine kinase activity; protein binding; ATP binding. The record is from RefSeq and is a predicted model, not a curated record.